UCAAGUGCGUGCGUGUGUGCGGGAGGGGCAGGCGCGCAGGCGGGGCGCCGUCGCCUUGGCCACUCCUCGUUUUUUUUUUCCGCCUAGGCUGAGCCAGCCAGGCGGCUAAAAGGAAGCAAGCAGGCGCCCGGGGCCCGGGUUUGCGCGCCGGGACAGGUCUCGGCGCCCCCCGCUUCCCCGCGCCUUUCAUUUUUCUCCUCUCGGCAAAGGCUGCUGCGGCGCAGCGGGGGCGCGAAGGGUGCCGCCGCCGCUGCUGCUGCUGUUGCCGCCACUGCCGCCGCAGCCUGGGCCUGAAACAAGAUGGCGGCCCCGGGCGAGUGCUUCAGUGUGGGCAGCCAGGUGUUGUGCCGGACUUGCCAGGACCAGCGGCUGCAGGGCGAGGUGGUGGCCUUCGACUAUCCUAGCAAGAUGCUGGCGCUCAAAUGCCCUUCUUCAAGUGGCAAACCUAACCAUGCAGAUAUCUUGCUUAUAAAUCUACAAUAUGUUUCAGAUGUGGAAAUAAUUAAUGACCGUACAGAAACCCCCCCACCUUUAGCUUCACUCAAUGUUAGCAAGCUUGCGAACAAAGCACGGAUGGAGAAGGAAGAAAAGCUGAGCCAGGCGUAUGCAAUUAGUGCUGGGGUAUCUUUGGAAGGACAGCAGCUUUUCCAGACUAUACACAAGACUAUUAAAGAUUGUAAAUGGCAAGAGAAGAAUAUAGUCGUGAUGGAAGAUGUUGUCAUUGCCCCUCCAUACCAAGUGGAAAACUGUAAAGGCAAAGAGGGGAGUGCCCUAAGUCAUGUACGCAAAAUAGUCGAGAAACAUUUUAGAGAUGUCGAAAACCAAAAGGUGAUGCAGCGUUCACAAGUCCAGCCAACACAGAAGGAAAGCGCCCUCUCGUCCUGAGUCCCGCCUGCCCUUCCUGGUUGCGACAGAUUGCUCCUGCGGAGGGUGGGGGUGGGGGGAACCCUUCGAACACGCAGCAGCAGAUGACACAGACGUCUUCAAAAUGAGGUCGGGGGAGGGCAGGGGGGUUCCACUUCUAUUUUGUGAUGGCCCUGUAAUGAUGGGACCCACAGCUUCUGAACUUUAGACUUCAAAAACAAGAGAAUAAUUUAAAAACUCAUUCAUUACUUGACUAACAGACUCUUUUUGCCCACCAGGUUUCCCCCCAACCCCUGAACAGUCAGCUGUCUUGUAUUUGAGGUUUUUCUCCCUCCCAGAAUUUUUUUUAGUUUUACUGAAAUCAGUUCCAUACCACCCCUCUUCCUCCUGAACCACAGGAGAAUUAAGCUCUGCAGUUGUCCUCAUUAAAAAAAAAAAGAUAGAGAAAACAGAAAAUAACAACCUGACUGUGGUAAUGUAAUCGGGACCUUUGUGUGAGUGGCGAUCUCGUUUGGUUUUUGUUUGCACAGGGCAAGGCUUGAAUUAGCCUUAUUUUUCUUAUCUCGAAGUAUAUAUAUAAUAAAUAUAUAUAUAUAUAAUGUCCUUUAAAUAUUUUCUGCUUCUUGCAGUACUCGGAACUGGGAUCAUGGCAGAAAAAAACACGCAUAUCUCCAUGCUUAACAAUCAAGCCUUUCGUUGGUGUUUUUAUGUGUAGCUCUGAAAAUCAGUUGUAUGCUGAAGCUAGAGUUUUAAUGGGCCGUGUUAUUUGGAGGACAUGCACUUGGGUUGCAGGCCUCCUCCUCAUGGUCUCUUCACAAGUUGAGCUUGUAUGAUAUCUUUCCAUACAUGGCUUUUAGUAAUACCACUGGAUUGGUGCUGCCCCUGACCAAAGCCCUAUGGUACUGUUGGAGUCAUCUUGUUCUUCCCAAAGGGCAUGAAAAUUGGGAGAUCAGGUAACUUCCCUUGUGUCCAUGUGCAGUUCCGUUAGCCAUGCCAAACUGCUCCAGGUGCUCUCUGUAAGUAAAUGUUCCUUGGGUGGAGCUUAUGAGGAACAAUGUGUGUUUGGCCCCUUGUGACUCAUUCUGGGGCUGGAGAGGGACAUGAGGCUAUGGUCUGAGUCAACACAUGGUAGUUCUCAGCCCCAAUCUAACUGCAGUGGCUCUUUUUUCCUCUUAAAUCAGGGCUUAAAGAUCCACACUGGGAUCUUUGCCAUGCUACUCUGCAGCGAAGUUACAUGAAUCCCUUUGGGUGUGAGUGGUGCAAGUUUGGUGCUCUUCCCGAAUAAAUUCUACUUGUGGCAUUGUCAUGUGACAUUUGAAACUUUCCAGUGAUACACACCUGUACCAAGUAAAUGUAAGAACCACUGUGAAAAUGGCAGUUUGCUGUUGCCCCUCAAUCAGAAUAUACUUGAGAUCAGGCACAAUUGCUGCUGUUUGGAUGAUUCAAACACGAUGUGCUGCUGCUCUUUUUUUGUGGGGCGGGAGUGAUUUUCCCUCUCUGCUGUGAGUAGUAUAACACUAUUUGUAGAAUACUACCCACUUUUCAAGAAGUAUUGUUCUCAUCCAGAAUUCUGUUGCACGCAUUUAACCCAUGUUGCUAUAAUGCAUUCUGGAGUUUUCAGAACAACCUUAAUCUCAAAGAUCCUCGUUUCAGAUCUGUUUACAUUUUAUCCCUUAAUCUGUCUUUCAUAAACAUACUUGCCUUAGAAAUAUGUUCUGGCAAGUAAAUAAAUUUUGAACUUGGACAUAAAGUGAGCUUACAAAUAAUUUUUUUUUGCCAUGAUCUCUUCUCCCCUUUCCCCCAUUUUUUUUAAACAAAUGGAUCAAAAUUUAAAUAAUUCAAGCCCUGCCUUUCAGAAUGGAGGGAUUUUUUUUAGUAUUGUCUAGCAAAACCAAUAAAAACCCAGAAUUUUUUUAACCAUCAAACAA
Molecule: messenger RNA, 2792 nt
Organism: Rhineura floridana
Lineage: Eukaryota; Metazoa; Chordata; Lepidosauria; Squamata; Rhineuridae
Gene: LSM12
Product: LSM12 homolog
Exons: 5
Coding region: 301-885 (194 amino acids)
Molecular function (GO): RNA binding
Source: RefSeq, a predicted model, not a curated record